Molecule: messenger RNA, 1132 nt
Organism: Lactuca sativa (garden lettuce)
Lineage: Eukaryota; Viridiplantae; Streptophyta; Magnoliopsida; Asterales; Asteraceae
Product: putative pectinesterase/pectinesterase inhibitor 6
Biological process (GO): cell wall modification
Molecular function (GO): pectinesterase activity
Source: RefSeq, a predicted model, not a curated record
AUGAGUCAAGCUCAUAACUUGUCCAUGACGAGUGAUGAUAGACUCAUACAAUUAGCCGAAGGAGGAGAAAUAAAACAAGUAGAUUUGGUCGUAGCUCAAGAUGGUUCUGGUGAUUUUUCAACCGUUGUCGAAGCCAUCAAAGCAUCUGAAAAUCGAAGAACUGGAACUGAUAGAUUUAUUAUAUACGUGAAAUCUGGUGUUUAUAUAGAAAAUGUCAUCAUCAAUUCGUCAAUGCACAAUUUGACACUUAUUGGAGAAGGCAUUGAUGCAACAGUUAUAACCAACAAUAAAAACGUCAACGAUGGAUAUGAAACUUAUAACACCGCAACCUUCCAGAUUUGGGGUUCCGGUUUUGUUGCGAUUGGAAUUACAUUCGAGAACACCGCCGGUCCGGAGAAACUACAAGCGGUGGCGCUUCUCUCGGCUUCAGAUCUCUCGGCUUUCUUCCGAUGUAGCUUCAAAGGCUACCAAGAUACCCUCUGCCUCUUCCAACAGCGUCAAUUUUAUCGCGAAUGUGACAUCUAUGGAACCGUCGACUUCAUCUUCGGUGACGCUAUCGCCGUCCUCCAAGACUGUAACAUCUAUCUCCGAAAGCCAUUGUUUGGCCAACAAAACACGAUAACGGCUCAAGGAAGAACCGAUUCAAGUUCUGCAACAGGGUUUGUUAUUCACAAUUCGCAGGUCACGGCCGCCCCUGGGUUAACCCUAGCCGAUGGAUCAGUCAAGAACUUUCUAGGCCGGCCAUGGAGGGACUACUCGAGGGUUGUAUUUGUGAAGUGUAAUCUCGAUAGCUUGAUUGAUCCCCAAGGGUGGAUGCCGUAUCGGGAUAGCUCUGCUUUUGAUAAAUUGUAUUACGCAGAGGCUAUGAACUCAGGGGAGGGUGCGAACACCUCCGGUAGGGUGAGGUGGCCGGGGUUCCAUGUUUUGACCGGUGAUCAAGAGGCGGAGCAGUUUUCUGUUAGGAACUUUUUGGCUGGAGAUUCAUGGAUCCCACAGACUGGAAUUCCUUUUGAUUCUGGUAUUUAAAUGAUUUUUUAGAGACAAAUAAAUGUUGCUUGGUAGUGGUAGUUGUAGUGGUAAGAAAAGUUUUUUUGUUCAAUAUUUUUGUAAGAAUAGAUGAAGAUUUAUUGCA